Messenger RNA from Rasamsonia emersonii CBS 393.64, 2210 nucleotides. Its product is annotated as C6 transcription factor. Lineage: Eukaryota; Fungi; Ascomycota; Eurotiomycetes; Eurotiales; Trichocomaceae. The transcript is spliced from 2 exons. The annotation marks the transcript as partial. The record is from RefSeq and is a predicted model, not a curated record. Gene Ontology annotation, molecular function: DNA binding; zinc ion binding; DNA-binding transcription factor activity, RNA polymerase II-specific. Gene Ontology annotation, biological process: regulation of DNA-templated transcription; DNA-templated transcription.
AUGUCCAGCAAUGAGAGCCCCAACGGGGCCGCGACCGUGACGCCUCCUGAUAAUAACUCGUCUGAUGUCGGUGCGCCAUCCCCUCGAGUCCCCGCGACGAACACGCAGUCGGUGUCGGACAAUGCUGGCGUCUCCCCUUCGAGUUCCGAUCCGCAGCCAUCACGCCCAAACCAUGCCGACCAGACUCAACAACAACCCCAGCUUAACCCGCGCAGCUGUGUCACCUGUCGGCGCAGAAAGGUGCGCUGCAACAAAAGAGACCCGUGCUCGAAUUGCGUCAAAGCCGGUAUCGAGUGUGUCUUCCCUGGGCCUGGUCGAGCGCCGCGCAAACCGAGACGGACACCAGACGCUGAGCUGCUUUCUCGACUGAGGCGCCUGGAAGGUGUCGUCGAGAGUCUGGGAGGUGCCGCUGCUAUCGACCGUCUUGCGUCGGCAAAUUCUACCGCACCACCACCGCUUACUGUCCGUGAAAAUAACAACUUGCAGGCAUCCGGGGCGUGCGACGACAUCUUCCAGUCAGAUCAGAACACGGUCCAACGUCGGAAAGAUAUGCACGAGGAGUUUGGGAGACUUGUCAUCGAUGAAGGACGGAGUCAAUAUGUGAGCAAUAGGUUCUGGGCAAGCGUUGGAGAUCAGAUCGAAGAACUACAGGACAUCUUAGAUCCCCCAUCGCCGGACACGGACGAUUAUCCGUCACCGGGAGACUCGAUCAACUCGGGCAGUCAGAGCCACGAUGCCUUUCUAUUUGGCUAUCGGUCUGUCGCUCACACCCUCCGCAACUAUCAUCCGACCCCUACGCAGCUCUUUGUUCUGUGGAAGACUUAUGAGCAUAACGUUGCACCAUUGGUGACCGUGCUACAUAAACCCACUAUUAGGAACAUACUCGUCGACGCAUCCGCGAAUCCCGACUCUCUGGAUAAGAACACGGAAGCCCUGGCCUUUUCCGUUUAUUUGGCUGCAGUGAUCAGUAUGACUCAUGAACAGUGCGUGUCGGAACUAGGCGAAGAGCGGGAGGCGGCGAUCAGUCGCUACCGAUUUGCUACCGAGCAGGGGCUCGCGAGAGCCAAUCUCCUCAACUCUCAGAAUUUGACGUUGAUCCAAGCUGCUAUUCUCUUUCUCACGUGUAUCCGCCGGCAGGAUGACACGAGAUUUGUAUGGACUUUGUCUGCGGUUGUUCUUCGCCUUGCAACUGGACUGGGUUUGCAUCGAGACGGGACCAACUUUGGGCUGAGCCCUUUUGAAACCGAGAUGCGCCGUCGGGCCUGGUGGCACAUCUGUAUCCUAGACCUGCGAGCUGCCGAGGAUCAUGGCACAGAUCCGAUGAUCAACGAUGUGAUGUACGACACGCGGCUUCCGCUGAAUAUCAACGACGAUGAUAUCGGUCCGGACACGAAAACACCGCCACCGGAGCGGGAGGGAUGCACUGACAUGACCUUCUCUCUCAUCCGUUGCGAAGUCACACUGGUGUAUCGACGUCUGACAUACGCCCCUCCUGGGACGGCCUGUCCACUACCACAGACGCUGGAGGAGCGUGACAAGAUGGUCGAACGACUGAAUAAUCGAUUGAAUGAGAGAUACAUCCGGCAUUGUGACAUGAGUAUCCCUCUUCAAUGGGCGUGUGCUACAGUGGCACGACUCAUUGUGGCUAAGCUGUGGUUGAUUGUCCAUCACCCGCUGGCCAAGAAUGAGAAAAUACCGGCUCUGUCUCAGGAGGCCCGGAAUCGGCUUCUCCUGACAUCGAUCGAGAUCCUCGAGUUCUCCCAUCUGCUUAAGACUAAUGAGAAUACGGCCCGAUGGGGCUGGCUUUUCAGGACCCAUAUUCAGUGGCACGCGGUCGCCUUUGUGCUGGCGGAACUCUGUGUUCGCCCACUGUGCCCGGGCGUGGAUCGUGCCUGGGCCGCGGUGAACUCGGUUUUCAACGAUUGGGAGCAGCAGGCCACGCAGAAGAAGGGGAUGCUCUGGCGUCCUUUGAACCGACUCAUGCAGCGGGCCAAGGAGUUCCGGAAGAAGCAGCAAGAGGAAUUGCGACAAAAGUACGGAACGAAUCCCGUACCUUCGUCAGGUCCAAAGUCUGGAUUUGGGAGUGUCGUUAGCAUGCCCCAGUUCUCAUCUCUGUCACAACCGAACUCAUCGGCGGCAGUGCUUUCGCAGACUCCUGUCGUGGAUGCACCGGCGAGCACGCAGAGUACCGGAACCAAGGGCAUCGAUAU